AUUAGUAGCCUGAAACUCUCAUUGUAAAGUGCGAAAUUUGCAACAAAAUUUUUACUUCCAUUUUGCGUUGGAUUUAUUGCAAUCCGUUAGUCACUAAAUAAGUUAAAACGGCGAUUAGAGCGUGGAGAUUGCGAGGUCGCAUCAUUGUACAUAGUCCCAAAGUGCGUGUAGUGUAAAAUACGAAAGUUAAUGCCGCUUGUGCGAAAUUGAAAGCAAACGCAGAAGCAAAACCAAAAGCCACACUCAUUACGACGCAACGACGAAGCACUGCAGCAAAAGAGGCGGCAAAAACGGGAAGAAGAAGCAGCGGGGCAGCAUUAGCAGCAAAGAAUCGGAACAAAAAAAAAAGACUCGCGUCAAGCUUUUUUUUUGCUGAAAAUCGUGCAGCUUAAAAAUAUCAAAAUAUAUAGCCCGACGCCAAAGCGGAGUGCAUCGGAAUCGAAAUAUAUUGAUUGUUUAUUGAAACUUGAAGCAAGCGAGUCGAGUCACGCGGUUUUUUUUACAUUUCGUACGCUUUUAAAUGCGAAUUUUGGAGCUGCAACGGCAGCUGUGGGAAAAUGUGUUAAAACGGAAAACACGGCGCAAAAAAUAAAGAACUUAAAUCAAAAUAUAUGUGUGCACGUUUUGAAGUUUCUUCCCCACAUGUCGUUUCUACGUGCUUAAGUUGUGUGCUAAACCAAAACAGGGAGAGAAUCAAAUAAUAUCCAUAAUUUUAUAAACCAAAGUCUAAUUAAAAGGAUAAAUAUAAAAGAAAAUACAAAGAAAAGAAAUAUCCUCAAAAUCCGCGCCAACAACAAAAACCAACUCACACACACACACAUACAGAACCCCCGAAAGAAAGGGAAAGAAACGGAGCAGAGCGCGAGCGCAGCUCCUUGGCCUUUCUUUUGUUCUUGUUUUGUUGUUGUAGCUUGGCUUAAUUGUUUGUUGUUGUUGUUGCCGUCGCUGCCGCUGCUAAAAUCGACGCAAACUGUUCAACUGUCAUGGCCGGUAAUGGAGAGGCGUCCUGGUGCUUCUCACAGAUUAAAGGCGCCCUAGACGAUGAUGUCACGGAUGCGGACAUCAUAUCCUGCGUGGAAUUCAAUCACGAUGGCGAACUCCUGGCCACUGGCGACAAGGGCGGUCGCGUCGUCAUCUUCCAGCGUGAUCCUGCCUCGAAAGCCGCUAAUCCGAGACGCGGCGAAUACAAUGUCUACUCGACAUUCCAGUCGCACGAGCCCGAGUUCGAUUACCUCAAGUCGUUGGAGAUCGAGGAGAAAAUCAACAAGAUCCGGUGGCUGCAACAAAAGAAUCCCGUUCACUUUCUGCUCUCGACCAACGACAAGACGGUCAAGUUGUGGAAGGUGAGUGAGCGCGACAAGUCGUUCGAGGGCUACAACACGAAGGAGGAGAACGGACUGAUCAGGGAUCCCCAGAACGUGACCGCCCUGCGUGUGCCCUCCGUCAAGCAGAUACCGCUGCUGGUGGAGGCCUCGCCCCGGCGCACCUUCGCCAAUGCACACACCUAUCACAUCAAUUCAAUUAGCGUCAACUCCGAUCAGGAGACGUUCUUGUCGGCCGACGAUCUGCGCAUCAACCUCUGGCACCUGGAGGUGGUCAACCAGAGCUACAACAUCGUCGACAUCAAGCCGACGAACAUGGAGGAGCUAACCGAGGUGAUCACGGCGGCCGAAUUCCAUCCGACCGAGUGCAAUGUGUUCGUCUACUCGAGCUCCAAGGGCACAAUACGCUUAUGUGAUAUGCGAUCGGCGGCGCUAUGCGACCGGCACAGCAAACAGUUCGAGGAGCCAGAGAAUCCAACGAAUCGCAGCUUCUUCAGCGAGAUAAUCAGCUCCAUCAGCGAUGUCAAGCUGAGCAACUCGGGUCGCUACAUGAUCUCCAGGGACUACUUGAGCAUCAAGGUCUGGGAUCUACACAUGGAAACGAAGCCCAUUGAGACUUAUCCUGUGCAUGAAUACCUGCGCGCCAAGCUGUGCUCGCUGUAUGAGAACGACUGCAUCUUCGACAAGUUCGAGUGCUGUUGGAACGGCAAGGACAGCUCGAUAAUGACCGGUAGCUACAACAACUUUUUCCGGGUGUUUGACCGCAACUCGAAAAAGGAUGUGACGCUAGAGGCGUCGAGGGACAUCAUCAAGCCGAAGACGGUGCUGAAGCCACGAAAAGUUUGCACUGGCGGCAAACGGAAGAAGGACGAGAUCAGCGUGGACUGUCUCGACUUCAACAAGAAGAUCCUGCACACCGCCUGGCAUCCCGAGGAGAACAUCAUCGCCGUGGCUGCGACCAACAACCUAUUCAUAUUUCAGGAUAAAUUUUAGCCAACACUCUCCAACAAACAAUACACAGUUACAGUAACACCAACCAACACAAGAAACACGCCCCACUUCAAGGUCAACUCAAUCGGUUGGUUUUCUAAACAGAAGCCUUUUCAAUCUUCACUUGCAAUUCGAUUGUUUGCCUAACACAUCAUUACCUCAGUGCCCCUACACCCCCUGAUCCGUUGUCCUUCAAACUACUCCCUCCCUUCCCUAAGAAAAAACCAAAUGCGACAACACCACAAACACACACCUACAUCAUACAUAAUGCCAUAGCAAAAGCUUUGUAAUGUAUUUUUGCAAGAGAAACUGAAACACUUACAAGAGAAUUGAGAAGAAGAAAGGAUAAAGAUUUUUAUACAUAACAUUUAUGAAUAGAGAAGCGUAAAGUUUAUUUUCUUGUAGCGCAAUUCAAAAACCACACUAAGAGUAAUAUAUAUAAUUGAUUUUCCCAUUUUCCCAAACAACAUUUUUUGUAUAAUUUGCGCCAGCGCGGAAGUAUUUGUAAUAAAAGAUAAUAAUAUACCAUUUAAAA
Messenger RNA from Drosophila bipectinata, 2847 nucleotides. RefSeq names its product protein phosphatase 2 regulatory subunit tws (gene tws). Gene Ontology annotation, cellular component: cytosol; protein phosphatase type 2A complex. Lineage: Eukaryota; Metazoa; Arthropoda; Insecta; Diptera; Drosophilidae. The record is from RefSeq and is a predicted model, not a curated record. Gene Ontology annotation, molecular function: protein binding; protein phosphatase regulator activity.